Brenthis ino (lesser marbled fritillary) is the source of this 363-nucleotide messenger RNA. The record is from the annotation of a GenBank genome assembly. Lineage: Eukaryota; Metazoa; Arthropoda; Insecta; Lepidoptera; Nymphalidae.
AUGGAAGAAUACUGUGUUGAACAAGAUCGUAACCUUAACUCUGAGUACAAUGAAAAAAAAACAGAAGAUGAAAUAGGUUUAUUUCACCACAUUCAACAGAUCACUCUUUGUUUAGGCAUGGACAAGCAUGUCUGUAUGACCUGUCUCGCUGAUCUAGUGUGGUUGGAGUUCUUGUUCGGUCAAGUUUCGUCAAAGAGUCUUUCUGGUAAGAAAUAUUUCCUGCGCAGUUGGCUAGUCUCAGUGAGAUUAGCCGCCGUGGGCCAAAUGGGUCAGGAAGAAACUUUGUUCACCCAUAUGGAAAAAAACAGAAACUAUUUCAUUAAACUUUUUAGUGGGCAGAGAAGCGUCUACGCUAAUUUCAUU